GAUUUCAGUAGAAUAGAUAAAACAUACAUUUCACACAUACUCUUGCUUUCCCUAAUGUUUGUCGUCUUUAACUACACAGAAAGAAAUGUAACCUGAAUCUUUGUUUAGGUUUGGGGGAGAAGCUAUGGCAAACGAUGAAGACAAAGCUCUUUAGAAGGGUUAGCGGUGCCUGUUCUUUUAAGAGCAAAAAACUGGAGCAAGUUUGCUUGUAACGAUAAAGAUCUCAACAUGUACAGAAGGCGGGUUUUACACAAGGAGGUGAGGCUAGAAAGCCAGCAAAAGGCUGCGGGGUUUUUUUUUUCUUUGCAAGGUUCCACCCACUUGAAAACAAAACUUUUUUUUCUGAAGGGCCUCACAUCAGUGAAGUUGGGAACAGGAUCUUAAGAACACCCUUGCAAGUAGGGGCAACAGACGGGCCUUGGAGCUUUUUUUCCCCCACCCCACCCUUUAAAGGUGCUUUUGUGUUUUAUCUAUCGUUGGAAGCGCUGCCCUUUCUGGAGUUGGUAUGUGAUAACAGGUCCCAGCAGUGCCAUGUAUUGGAAGAGCGAUCAGAUGUUUGUGUGUAAACUGGAAGACAAGGACAUCCCUGCGCUUGGUAUUUCCACGGAGAAGGUGAGCCCCGAGGCGGCAGGGGACGAGGACUCCUGCCCUUCCUCUGCGCCGCUGUCCCCCUCCUCCUCGCCCCGGUCCAUGGCCUCGGCCCCCGGCUGCGCCCCCAGCAAGUGCCUGUGCAGCAGCUGCGGCCUGGAGAUCGUGGACAAGUACCUACUCAAGGUAAAUGAUCUCUGCUGGCAUGUACGCUGUCUCUCAUGCAGUGUUUGCAGAACGUCUCUAGGAAGACAUACUAGUUGCUACAUCAAAGAUAAAGAUAUCUUCUGCAAGCUUGAUUAUUUCAGGCGGUAUGGAACCCGUUGUUCUCGUUGUGGUAGGCACAUCCAUUCUACUGACUGGGUCCGAAGGGCCAAGGGAAAUGUGUAUCACCUAGCAUGUUUUGCCUGCUUUUCCUGCAAAAGGCAGCUUUCCACUGGAGAGGAGUUUGCUUUGGUUGAAGAGAAAGUCCUUUGUAGAGUACAUUAUGAUUGCAUGUUGGACAAUCUAAAAAGAGAAGUUGAAAAUGGGAAUGGGAUUAGUGUGGAAGGAGCAUUACUUACAGAACAAGAUGUCAAUCAUCCAAAACCAGCAAAAAGAGCUCGGACCAGCUUCACAGCGGAUCAACUCCAGGUUAUGCAAGCACAGUUUGCUCAAGACAACAAUCCAGAUGCACAAACACUCCAAAAAUUGGCAGAAAGAACCGGCUUGAGCAGGCGUGUGAUACAGGUGUGGUUUCAAAACUGUAGAGCACGCCAUAAGAAACAUGUUAGUCCUAAUCAUUCAUCCACUGCUCCUGUCACAGCAGUUCAGCCCUCUCGGCUGUCUCCACCAAUGUUAGAAGAAAUGGCAUACUCAGCAUAUGUACCCCAAGAUGGGACAAUGUUAACUGCUCUACAUAGUUACAUGGAUGCUCAUUCACCUACAGCUCUUGGACUGCAGCCCUUGCUACCCCAUUCCAUGACACAACUGCCAAUAAGUCACACCUAAUUCCUUUCUUUCAGGGAUAAAAGCUAUUAAGGAUGUACUCUUAAGAGUCAUUUAUUGUGUAUUAAAAUAUCGUUGAAAAGAUAUUAAUGUUAAUUUUUUAUUUAACACCCAAAGCAUUUUCAAGACCAUUUUGCUGCCCAAGUAUGUAAGUAUAGUUGGCCUGCAAGACACUUUUAUGGAUUCUGCAUAAAUAACUAUAUGUUGUUUACAAGACUUAUUAAACACCUUUUUUGUAUUGUCUGGAAGUAGUCUACUCUAGUUAUGUAUUUGUUAAUUUAUUUGUCAUCAAGAGCACUUUGCCUAAAAGAAAGGACUGAAAUUGUGCAAAAUGUUUACAAUUCUUUGUGAAAUUGUAGUUUAUCAUUAGUUUGUAUCUGUAAGUUAUUGUUAUAAAAAGUAUUACCUGUAUUUGAGUUUAUAUACAGCCUAUACUUUAAAGCUUAUGUCUGUGAGUUGGCAAAAUAAAUUUCAUUUGCAAAUAUUUUCAAAAUGAGCUGAAUAAACCCUCUGUUGCAGCAUGCUAAACAAACACGUUAUUGUGUUUAUGGUUGAACUAUGAGUAAUUGUAAUGGGCAGCAUAGUUUUAAUCUUCAUUUUUAAGACCAGGCCCUUUGUACACCUAGGCACAUUAGACCUAAAUAAUGCAGGAAACUUCAGCCUUCCCCAGGAUUAUGCAGCAAUAUUAAAGAAUGUAAAAAUCCUUUGAUAACCUUAAAUUGUUUUGAAAUAUUUCAAAUAUACUCUACAAAA
Molecule: messenger RNA, 2328 nt
Organism: Pelodiscus sinensis (Chinese soft-shelled turtle)
Lineage: Eukaryota; Metazoa; Chordata; Testudines; Trionychidae
Source: RefSeq, a predicted model, not a curated record